AUGAAGAGAUUCGACGACCGCCGGGGUUUGCCUCCUCUCGUCCGGAGAAACCACUCCAUCACGAGCGGUUCUUUAGUGUUGCUUUUAGUCGGCGCCAUGAUCCUCAUUAUCAUGUCUGGCGCUCUCAAACCUCCGGUGGAUACGUCUGCGCUUUCGUCUUCGCAACUUGUCGAGGCGAGGAAAUCAAAUCUGAGAGCGGCGCUCUCGUCGACGGUGGCGGCGUAUCUGUUGUACUCCGCGAUUCAAGGGCCGGAAACGCACAUGAUACGACCUCACCCCGCGGCGUGGAAGAUAAUCCACGGAAUGUUCGUUCUGUACUUACUCUUCCUCGUCUUCUUGUUGUGUCAAGACACGUACGACGCGCGCGCGGUGUUGAAGUUCCUCUCCCCGGAUCUUCUCGACGCGGACGCAGACGAGCGCGCGUACGGAGAGGACUGCAGGAUAUACACCCCUGAGGAUCCCGUGUCCAAUUUCCGCGUGCUUCGGGAUACGGUAUGCGAUGAGUUCGUCAUCGCGCACGUUAUUGGAUGGUACGGCAAAGCGAUCGUCCUGAGAAGCGUUCCGUUGCUGUGGUGCUACUCCGUCGCGUUCGAGCUUUUGGAAAUCACGUUUCAGCACUGGUUGAAAAACUUCAACGAGUGCUGGUGGGAUGCGUGGAUCCUGGACGUCGCACUCUGUAACGCGGUCGGAAUAUACUUCGGGAUGAUGACAAUUAAAUUCUGGGAGGGCGCAGACUACGACUGGACGGGUAAGAAGGGAAUAUCCGGGCAAGUGCAGAGGUCGUUGUCGGUGCUCGCCCCGGCGUCUGUCGACGCGUAUUCGUGGAACCCAACGUCAAGUCCGUUGAGGUUUUUGCAGUGCGCGUUCAUCGUGGUCGUUUGCUUGAUUUUCGAGCUGAACGCGUUUUUACUGAAGUACGUGUUUUCGGUCCCGCCGUCGAACAUAUUAAACAUCGUCAGACUUGGGUUGUGGUUUGGGAUAGCAAACGUUGCGACGAGGGAGUAUUUCGUUUUCAUCACUUCAAGUCGAGGGAUGCGAACGACGAAGCUGGGGUCGAACGCGUGGUUAGCGAUAGCCGUCGCACUCGUUGAGGUGUUGGUCACCGUGAAACACGUGCCGUUGCGGGUUGGCUCGUGCACUGGCAGUUGCGUCUAA
Messenger RNA from Micromonas pusilla CCMP1545, 1155 nucleotides. RefSeq lists its product as uncharacterized. The record is from RefSeq and is a predicted model, not a curated record. Gene Ontology annotation, biological process: phosphatidylserine biosynthetic process. Gene Ontology annotation, molecular function: L-serine-phosphatidylethanolamine phosphatidyltransferase activity. NCBI's taxonomy places the organism in Eukaryota, Viridiplantae, Chlorophyta, Mamiellophyceae, Mamiellales, Mamiellaceae. The coding region runs from base 1 to 1155 and encodes 384 amino acids. The transcript is spliced from 2 exons.